This is a messenger RNA of Sungouiella intermedia, 912 nucleotides long. The record is from the annotation of a GenBank genome assembly. NCBI's taxonomy places the organism in Eukaryota, Fungi, Ascomycota, Pichiomycetes, Serinales, Metschnikowiaceae.
AUGUCUCUUUCUGGAAAAGUGUUCACAUUGUCCAACGGCAACACCAUUCCUGCUGUUGCUUAUGGUACUGGUACCAAGUGGUUCAAGUUGGGCCGCGAUGAGAUCGAUACCAACUUGGUAGACACAUUGAAGUUGGCAUUGGCCAAGGGUUUUGUUCAUAUUGAUGGAGCCGAAAUCUACAACACCGAUGCAGAAAUCGGUGAAGCCAUUUCUGGAAAGGACAGAGACUCGUUGUUCAUCACUGAUAAGUACUUUGCUGGAGACUCCAGCUACAAGGCCAGAUCUUCCUUGGGUACGCCUUACGACUCGUUGAAGUUUCACUUGGCCAACAAGUUGAAGACCGACUACGUGGACUUGUACUUGCUUCACGCUCCAUUUAUCAAGAAGGAGACCCACGGCUUCGAUUUGAAGGAGGCCUGGCAGUCCCUUGAGAAGGCCGUGGAUGACGGACUCACCAAGAAUAUUGGUGUUUCCAACUUUUCCGUGGAUGACUUGAAGGAGGUGUUGGAGGUGGCAAAGAUUAAGCCCGUUGUCAACCAAAUCGAGUUCAACGCUUACUUGCAGAACCAGACACCGGGAGUGGUUGAGUUUUCGCAGCAAAACGGCAUCUUAGUGGAAGCCUACAGUCCAUUGGGUCCAAUCGUCAAGGGUGAGCCAGGCGAAUUCACUGAAUAUUUAGACACUUUGGGUUCCAAAUACAGCAAGUCUGCUUCUCAAGUUUUGUUGAGAUGGGUUAUCCAGAAGAACGUGUUGCCUGUAACCACUUCUGCUAAGGAGGAGAGAAUUGCUCAGUUUGUGGAUCUUUUCAACUUUGAGUUGGCUGACGAGGAGGUGAAGAAGAUUACUGACUUGGGAGCAAAACACCCCGUGUUGAGACAAUACUGGACGACUGAGUAUGCCAAGUACGAUUAA